Meriones unguiculatus (Mongolian gerbil) is the source of this 5589-nucleotide messenger RNA. It is a transcript of the gene Sh3bp2, whose product is annotated as SH3 domain binding protein 2. Gene Ontology annotation, biological process: signal transduction. The transcript is spliced from 13 exons. The record is from RefSeq and is a predicted model, not a curated record. Lineage: Eukaryota; Metazoa; Chordata; Mammalia; Rodentia; Muridae. The coding region runs from base 2824 to 4524 and encodes 566 amino acids. Gene Ontology annotation, molecular function: SH3 domain binding.
GGCCAAGCCCUUACAGCUGCCUACUCUUAAUCAGGAUGGGAAGAGUCUAGGGCUGGUCUGGGUGCCUAGAAUGCUGGGGUGGGUUUUAGCUUUACCUCAUAGCUCUGACAGUCUAGAGCAGCGCUGACAGUUCACUUGGGACCUGGAUGGGGAGCUGGGAAUCGCCACUCCUCCUUGUUCCCUGCCUCCAUGACAUUGGCAGACUCCAUUUCAGAAAGCUGCUUAUCAGAACCCGUACCCCUUCCACACAUGCCGUGUGCUGUGUGUACCGGGCCCAAAGCCAAGCCUGGGCCGUAGGAGUGGUCAGGCCCCCAGGUGUGAGGACAAGAAUUGCUGGCAGAUGCAGUAACUCAGUGUCUGGCCCAUCCCACGACACUCUCUGAGAAGGACUUUUUGUGGAAGACAUAAUUAUCCUGCUUAGUGACCAGGGGCCCUUCCUUGGCCCUUCCUGCUCCACUCCUGAGCUCUGGGCUUCCUCAUAGCUCGGUAUACACAGUGACCUAUCUGUCCAUCCCCUGCUCCCCACCCCCCAUCAGGAACUCAUGCAGCAAGGGACUCUGAGUGUUGGCCCUGAAGUGAGAGCCACAGGGCCUCCCUGAGCAGGGAAGUUCCUUCAGGCUGAGUGGGUUGGGCAGCCACUGGCAGUGAUGGUGGAGGACUCUGCCAGGCUCUUUGACGUUGGUUUGGCACUCUUCUCGCCUGCCUUUAAAUCUCCACUGAGCACCAGAGACAAAUACGGGCCCAUCAUCCUGGAAGCUGUGCUGCUUGAGUUGGCAGAGUUUCCACUCAGACAAUAGUGGGGCCUCUCAUGAAGUUCUCUAGGUUUCUGUCACAGCCCUCCUACAGUCACUAUCAGCAGGGACCCAGCCUCUCCUGACCCUGCUCUCAUUGACUUCAGCAACAGGACAGGUAGGGACACAGGGAGGGAAUUCUCUGGUAGGAAAAGCAGUUGCCAAGCCCUGAGCAGCCGUGUGGCCCUGCCCUAAACUGAAACAGUGCCUUUCUCUGCAACUGCUCCUGUUGAAAGACGCACAUUGAUACUUGCCUGGCAGGUAGAUGGCAGGAUCACGAAGAGUGUUUUCCCGGGCUUAUCCACAGCACUUCAGACGUGCUGACCCCUGCAACUUCCCCAAAUAGGAGAAAUUCGACUGCAUAAUUUGUGGUAGUGAGGGACUGUGUUCACACUCUCCGAAAGAAAGAAAGAAAGAAAGAAAGAAAGAAAGAAAGAAAGAAAGAAAGAGAAAGAAAGGAAAGAGAGAAAAGAGAGAGAGAGAGAGAGAGAGGAAGGAAGGAAGGAAGGUAGGAAGGAAGGAAGGAAGGAAGGAAGGAAAGAAAGAAAGAAAGAAAGAAAGAAAGAAAGAAAGAAAGAAAGAAAGAAAGAGAAAAAGAAAAAAGACAUAUAGUGAGGCUAAUAUUGAGGUCAAGCUGGUCUUCCCUAAGCUGCAUGCCAGAGGGUUCUUAGGUGUUGAACCCCAAGAGCUGGCAUCUGUUUGAGGUCCCAGCUGAAGGUAGGGGAGUGGGGUGCAUUGGCAUCUGGAAAAGCUAGCCUGGAAUCCUGAUUGGCAGGUGAGGGGAGCACAGCCCUGGGGAGCACAGUGCUAGGCAAUGAGCAGGAGGAGGCACAGCAGAAAUAGCACUCUGACCCCUUUGCUUCUUCUCCUGUUUGACUCUAGGAAGGGGAGCCCCUUUCUGGAAGAUUUAAGUGGUUGACAAUGACCUCUCCCCCACUGAUGACUAGGCAAACAGUGUUGGGGGCCUGGGCCUGGUAGGCAGGCCAGUGGACAGCCUCAUGGGUCUGACCACAGCAGAGCAAGGGAUCAAAUCCCUUGUUGUCAUUACCCUCUGUUGUCAAAAGCCUCUAGGUAUACAGAAAUGGCCUCCUGGGGCUGGGUAGGUUCAGAUGGCUCCUAUCAGGCCAUGCUGUGUGAGCUGGACAUUUUUCACCCUCUCUGUAUAGGGCAGAGAUAGAAGGUCUAGCUUCAUGGGGGAUGUGAUGGUGAGGGGGACCCCGCCCACUGCUGGGGCUGGGAACUGAAGGCCUCCACAGUUGGGAGUCAGGCUGUCUGGUGUUCCCCACUGACCAGAGCUAAUGGUCCUAAUAGGCCUCAGCCUGAAGCUGGGGUUGCCCUACUUCUGACCCGCACCCAGGUCUCAGGACUUGGUGUUGUACCUCGGGCUGGCCUCCAUUCCCUGUGAAUUCCUGCCCAAUCUUCCUAUUGCUUAUCCGUCCAAUUCCUACCAGUGAGGACGCAGCUCCAGGGAACCCCAUUCCAGCUUUUGAGGUCACCACAUGCCAGGAGGGCUGGGACCUCUGAGAGAGGGAGCUGCUCCAGGAACCACGGGACAGGAGACCUCGAGAAUAACCUGCCUCCCAGACUUCUCCAGAACUGAGCCCAGUCCCUUUUCAGACCCAAGGCUACAGCUGCCCAGGAAGGUGGGGCCUGGCCUGAGGGGCAUGCCCUAACUAGAGGGCUCUGGCUCUGGUUUUGCCUGCGGUGCAGUCUGCUGUUGGGUCCACUGGACAUAAAAUAGGAACAGAGCUCAACACUGAGUGCCCCAGCUCACUGCUCAGCUUCAGCAGGGUGAUGUGCUAUGGUAGGUGGUGACUGUGACCACUCCAGAGACAGGAAGUUGCCUGGGGAGGAAGAUGGUUGAGAAAGGACAUUCCCCUGCCCCCACCUCUGGGCCCUGUCUCAGACACCCCUUUCACAACCAGGGUUCUUUCUUCUGGGCAAUGGGGGAGCAGCCAUUCUUGGGCUGGGGUCCAGAGAGACAGGAAAAACUCCAUAGGCCUCAGCCCACUCAAGACAUCAAGAAUGCUACAUGGGCUUCAUGGCAGCUGAGGAAAUGCAUUGGCCUGUCCCCAUGAAGGCCAUUGGUGCCCAGAAUCUGCUGACCAUGCCUGGUGGUGUGUCCAAGGCUGGCUACCUGCAUAAGAAAGGUGGCACCCAGCUGCAGCUGCUCAAAUGGCCCCUACGCUUUGUGAUCAUCCACAAGCGCUGCAUCUACUACUUCAAGAGCAGCACAUCCGCCUCCCCGCAGGGUGCCUUCUCGCUGAAUGGCUACAACCGAGUGAUGCGGGCAGCAGAGGAGACGACGUCCAACAACGUCUUCCCGUUCAAGAUCAUUCACAUCAGCAAGAAGCAUCGCACGUGGUUCUUCUCAGCCUCCUCUGAGGAUGAGCGCAAGAGCUGGAUGGCCUUGCUACGCAGGGAAAUCGGCCACUUCCAUGAGAAGAAGGAAGUAUCUCUAGAUACCAGUUUCAGCGACUCUAACUCAGACACGGACAGCUUCUACGGUGCGGUUGAGAGACCUAUAGACAUCAGCCUCUCCUCAUACCCAACAGACAACGAAGACUAUGAACAUGAAGAUGAGGACGACUCGUACUUGGAGCCUGACUCCCCGGGACCCAUGAAGCUUGAAGAUGCCCUGACCUAUCCACCAGCCUACCCACCACCCCCUAUACCCGUACCUCGGAAGCCAGCCUUCUCUGAUUUGCCCCGUGCUCACUCCUUCACCUCCAAAAGCCCAAGUCCCUUACUGCCACCCCCACCCCCUAAGCGAGGCCUACCAGACACUGGCCCUGCCCCUGAGGAUGCAAAGAAAGACCCAUUGGGCCUGGUGCGAGUAGAACCUGGCCUCAGGGUGCCUGUUACCCCUCGGAGGAUGAGUGACCCCCCACUGAGCAAUCUACCCACCGUGCCCAACCUCCGGAAACAUCCUUGCCUCCGAGACAGUGUGAACUCCAGCCCAGAACCCUGGACCCCUGGACAUGGGACUAGCUCUGUCUCCAACCCUGCCACCGUGGCCAUUGCCACCUCUAGGAACUGUGACAAACUCAAGUCCUUCCACCUGUCUUCCCGAGGGCCACCCACAUCUGAGCCCCCUCCUGUUCCUGCCAAUAAGCCCAAGUUCCUGAAGAUAACUGAAGAAGCUUCUCCGAGAGAGGCAGCCAAGUCUGCACCCUUUGUGCCCCCGGUGGCCCCCAGGCCUCCUGUACAGAAGAUGCCCGUUCCCGAGGUUACUGUUCGGCCUGCAGUGCUGCCCAGACCAGAGAAGACACCUCUCCCCAACCUCCAGCGAUCACCUCCCGACGGACAGAGCUUCAGGAGCUUCUCCUUUGAAAAGGCCCGUCAGCCCUCACAGGCUGACGCUGCCGAAGAGGACUCAGAUGAGGACUAUGAGAAGGUGCCGCUGCCUAACUCAGUGUUUGUCAACACCACAGAAUCCUGCGAAGUGGAAAGGUUGUUCAAAGCUACGAACCCCCAUGGAGAGCCUCAGGAUGGGCUGUAUUGCAUUCGGAACUCUUCUACCAAGUCAGGGAAGGUCUUGGUCGUGUGGGAUGAAUCCUCUAACAAAGUGAGGAACUAUCGCAUCUUUGAGAAGGAUUCUAAAUUCUACCUGGAAGGUGAGGUUCUGUUUGCAAGUGUGGGCAGCAUGGUGGAGCACUACCACACUCACGUGCUGCCUAGCCAUCAGAGCCUGCUGCUGCGGCACCCGUAUGGCUACGCCGGGCCCAGGUGACAUCCCUUCCACACAGCUGUUGGGCGGAAGCAUCCGUGGGGCCACAGCCCUGCCACAAGGAUGGAGACCAGCUUGCAUGGGAAGACGAACAAGAGUGGGCUUGACAUCAGACCUCACCAACAAGGCACCUAGCCUCAGUGAGCAGGCUGGGUCCCAGGCUGGAGGAGGCCACAACUACUAGAGGACUGGCUAGCGGACUUGGCCAAUCCAGCCCCUCCAUGUCCCACCUCUCAAGAACCCAGGUGACUAAGCACUGCCUGGGCUUUGAUGACAGAGAAUCCGGUCUCCGUAACAUACCCACCUGGUAGUGGGCUGGGACCAAGCAAGGCUGGGGUGGUCGAUGGGGCCUAAGGCUGGUCCUUAGGCAUGCUAAGACACAGGCUCAAGGAGGUAUGAUUGCCUCUCAGCAAAUCAGAGAUGACCUUUGUCUCAAGGGCCAGGGUAUGAUUGCCACAGAGGGGGCAACAGGCUCUACUGAGCACCACAAAUGCCCAGGGAGAGAGCUGCUGAUAGCAGCCCUAAUGGGUGGUCUGUAGUCUUCUAGGGCAGAGGCUGCUGAGUGAGUGAACCAUCUGGGAGACACAGCUGAUUGAUAGAUCCAUAUCCACCUGGAUCAGUCUUGGCUGGAGCCUGAACUUCAAAGCCCCGGUUAGCAGUGACUGAGUGACUGUGUGACUGGCCUGGGACUGGAGCUGGUUGUUGUCUGUGAGCAGCCACGAGUCCUGUUUGGCUAAGCUUCGCCUAGAGCAGGCAGUGAUUUGGAGGUGCUGCUGGAGGUGCAAUGUUCUGGGAAGCUGUGCAUGAAGGAGCCUGGAGCUUGGAAUGCAGGAGGAGGUGGGGGUGGUCCAGGAAGACUUCUGACAGGAAAUGCUGACUACAGUGGGGUGGGACAGGCCAAGGAUGUGUGGGGAUAGUGGCAUUCAGGUGUCCAAGUAGUUUGGGUGAUCCCGAUUGGUCCCCUCAGUUUCUGCCAUGAAAUCCCAGCAGGCCACACCCCUGGCGCAGCCAUCUAGACUGGACUUUUGUUGUGAAAAUAAAUGUAUCUGGAGAUGCAGAGACCUUUCA